This is a messenger RNA of Cynoglossus semilaevis (tongue sole), 2366 nucleotides long. Its product is annotated as glucose-6-phosphate 1-dehydrogenase-like. Lineage: Eukaryota; Metazoa; Chordata; Actinopteri; Pleuronectiformes; Cynoglossidae. Gene Ontology annotation, biological process: glucose metabolic process; pentose-phosphate shunt, oxidative branch. The transcript has 12 exons. The record is from RefSeq and is a predicted model, not a curated record. Gene Ontology annotation, cellular component: cytosol. Gene Ontology annotation, molecular function: glucose-6-phosphate dehydrogenase activity; NADP binding.
GGAACUCUAGCGAGCGCUGAGAAAAUGAGCACCACCAUCCCCCUCUCUCGCUCUGAGGUGUUCGGGGAGCUGAGGAAGGAGCUGUACGACGAUGAGGAGUUCCAUCAGUCCGACGUUCACAUCUUCUUCAUCCUGGGAGCGUCGGGUGAUCUGGCCAAGAAAAAGAUCUACCCCACACUGUGGUGGCUGUUCAGAGACGGCCUCCUCCCUGAGCAGACGUAUUUUGUGGGCUUCGCUCGAUCUGACCUGACGGUGGACGCCAUCCGAGCUUCAUGUCUGAAAUACUUGAAGGCGACCGACACGGAGGCGGAGCGUCUGUCGGCCUUCUUCAGCCGGAACACGUACAUCAGCGGGAAAUACGACGACGAGGGGUCCUUCGUCAAACUCAACUCGCACGUCCUGUCCCUGCCUGGCGGGGCCGAGGCCAACCGCCUCUUUUAUCUGGCUCUCCCACCCACGGUUUAUCACGAUGUCACCAAAAACAUCAGUCUCCACUGUAUGAGCUCAAAAGGUUGGAACAGGGUGAUAGUGGAGAAGCCUUUUGGCCAUGACCUGAAAAGCUCCGAGGAACUCUCCGCUCACCUCUCCUCUCUCUUCACUGAGGACCAGAUCUACCGCAUCGAUCACUAUCUGGGCAAAGAGAUGGUGCAGAACCUGAUGGUGCUCCGGUUUGGGAACAGAAUCUUUGGGCCGAUCUGGAACAGAGACAGCGUGGCCUGUGUGGUCCUCACCUUCAAAGAACCGUUUGGCACUCAGGGAAGAGGAGGAUACUUCAACGACUUUGGCAUCAUACGGUAAAGACACUGACAGCUGUGGGACAAAAAAAUAAAUAAAAAUCAAAUGGCACUUUAGGCAUUUACUCACAGUUCCACAAGAGGGCGACAAAGGCCUUUGUUUUUGCCUUUUUCUCUUGUGAAGGUGCUGAAGUGCAUCUCCCCUGUGUCCAUGUCAGACGUGGUUCUGGGUCAAUACGUUGGAGACCCUGAGGGUGAGGGCGACGCCAAACUGGGUUACCUCGAUGACCCCACCGUCCCUAAAGGAUCUACUCAGGCCACCUUCGCCACUGCUGUCCUCUACGUGCACAACGAACGCUGGGACGGCGUUCCUUUCAUCCUCCGCUGUGGAAAAGCCCUGAACGAGAGGAAAGCCGAAGUGCGGUUGCAGUUCACAGACGUCCCCGGAGACAUUUUUGGAAAACAGUGUCGCAGAAACGAGCUGGUGGUGAGGGUGCAGCCCAACGAGGCCGUCUACGCCAAGAUGAUGAGCAAGAAACCUGGGGUUUACUUCCACCCAGAGGAGACUGAGCUGGACCUCACCUACAAGAGCAGAUACAAGGACGUGAAACUUCCCGACGCCUACGAGCGUCUGAUCCUGGACGUCUUCUGCGGCAGCCAGAUGCACUUCGUUCGCAGUGAUGAACUACGUGAGGCCUGGAGGAUCUUCACUCCACUCCUCCACCAGAUAGACAACGAAAAACCAAAACCUAUUCCCUACAAGUAUGGAAGCCGCGGCCCGACUGAAGCAGACGACCUGUCAAAGAGAGUGGGUUUUCACUACGCCGGCACUUACAAGUGGGUCAACCCUCACAGGCUGUGAACGGCGUAGAGCUAGAGUAGGUGGGAGGCGGAGUGCAGCAGGGACGGUGAGUCCGGUUUGGUUCUGGUACUGUUUCACAGUGAUUCUCAGGUCACCACUCACACAACCAUGGGCUUUUUUCGCAGACAUAUUGUUUCUUUCACACUCCUUCAUUCAUCCUUUAAGCAGUUGGACCAAGUUCGAUGGGGGAGACGGUGGGAGGGGGGGACGGGGAGGGGAGGAUUUCAUGAACCGGCUCUGUGUGGUCGUCGUCAUUAAUUAGGUCUUAAACUGUGAGGACAGUACAUGGACUGACCAGCUCAGACUGCCUGAUGCUGAGAACUGGACCCAGCAGAGAGAGCGAUCAGGUAGCCCCCUAGUGAGCAUUAAAUGUAACUGCAGCUUUUGCUUUGACUGCAUCUAAACCGUAGAACUGAACCGAGGCCGACGUCUUCUCAGAGUUCGUGUUCUCUCCGAUGUUUUCCCUCCAAAAGCCGGGACCAAGGACACAGUGGCUGCUCCUGGUACUGCAGUGACUCCUCACUCCAGUGCAUUCACACUGCAAUAGUCUUAAAUAUCUCUCCCUGCUGAGAAACAUUGACUGUGUUCAUUCUGUAGCCUCCCACUGAACCUCUGAUCAUGUUUAUUGAUGUUUAUUUUACUGUAGAGGCAGCAGCGAGUCUGAAACAGGUCACAGUGACAUUUGUCUUUUGUAUCUUAAAGAAAAUUAAAAUACUACAUUCUGUUGUUUACUAGACUUUUCCAAAAUUUAAUAAACUGUUUUGCUGGUG